AUGUCACGAAUGGCGGCCCCGUCUCCGCCUCUGUCCAUGAAGCCCCCGACGCUGCCCUUCUCCCCGCCCAAGAAGCCACCGCCGAUGCCGGUGUACAAGGACCUGCACUUCAACCUCGACCUCUCCGCCACCAAGAAGCUCCAGGCCGGAGUGGACCUGGUGGCGCGGUUGCUGGGGGUCACCCUGGGGCCCAAGGGGAGGAACGUGGUGCUUGGCAACAAGUAUGGUCCUCCUAAGAUUGUCAAUGACGGGGAGACCGUCCUUAAGGAGAUCGAAUUGGAAGAUCCAUUAGAAAAUCUUGGAGUGAAGCUGGUCCGACAGGCUGGAGCAAGGACCAAUGAUAUUGCAGGAGAUGGUUGUACCACAUCCAUAAUCCUUGCUCAAGGCCUCAUUGCUGAAGGAAUGAAGGUUCUUGCAGCUGGAAUCAAUCCAGUCCAGGUUGCACGUGGCAUUGAGAAGACUGCUGCUGCUUUGGUGUCUGAACUCAGAGUGAUGUCGCGGGAGAUUGAAGACCAUGAAAUUGCACAUGUGGCUGCAGUUAGUGCGGGAAAUGAUUAUGCUGUUGGAAAUAUGAUUUAUGAUGCUUUUCAAAGAGUAGGUAGAAAAGGAAUGGUGAAAAUUGAAAAUGGAAGAGGCACCGAGAACAGUCUGGAGGUUGUGGAAGGAAUGCAGUUUGAACGCGGUUACCUCUCUCCUUACUUUGUUACCAAUCGUGGUAAUAUGACGGUGGAGUUCACUGACUGUCAGAUACUAUUUGUUGACAAGAAAAUUACUGAUGCUAGUGAGAUUAUAAGGAUACUUGACAGUGCUGUCAAAGAAAAUUAUCCGUUGUUAAUAAUUGCUGAGGAUGUGGAAGAACAAGCAAUGGCUGAUUUGAUAAAAAACAAGCUGAAAGGGACAAUUAAGGUUGCAGCGGUUAAGGCCUUCUCUUUUGGAGAACAAAAGACUCAAUGCUUGGAUGACAUUGCAAUCAUGACAGGAGGUACACUAGUGAGGGAUGACAUGGGACAUAUACUAGAAAAGGCAGGAAAAGAGGUUCUUGGUUUUGCUUCUAAGGUGGUAAUCACGAAAGAUUCAACGCUAAUUGUUACUGACGGAAGCAAUCGUCAAGCAGUUGAGGAAAGGGUUGCUACGAUAAAAGGCCAAAUUGAGAACUCUAAGGAAAGGUACAAGAAGAAGAUAUUGGGUGAGCGGAUAGCAAGGUUAUGUGGUGCAAUUGCAAUCAUCCAGGUUGGUGCUCAAACAAUCAUUGAGAUGAAAGAUAAGAAGCUGAGGAUUGAAGAUGCACUUAACGCAACAAGGGCAGCUAUUGAGGAAGGUGUUGUAGUUGGUGGUGGAUGUAGCCUAUUAAGACUGUCGGAGAAGAUUGACGCAAUCAAGGAAUCAUCAUUGGAUAAUAUAGAGCAGGAGGUUGGUGCCGACAUCUUCAAAAAAGCCUUGAGUUACCCUACCUCUCUAAUAGCAAACAAUGCAGGGGUGAAUGGCGACUUUGUCAUUAAAAAGGUGUUACUGAAUGAUGAUGCAAAUUAUGGUUACAAUGCUUCCAAGAACUGCUAUGAGGACUUGAUGGCUGCUGGAAUACUGGACGCAUCAAAGGUUGUGAGGUGUUGCAUUGAGCACGCUGCUGUGGUUGCUAAGUCCUUCCUCACCUCUGAUGUGGUGAUUGUUGAGGCAAAAGAAGGCAAACCUAUUCGAAUAAGACCCCCAAUGCCUCCUAGGAACUUAAUUCCCCCAAUGCCCGCUUCAAGUAAUUCUAGAACCUUCAAAUAUAAUAGAUACAUUUUCAUCUCAAUAUCAAAGUUAUUAGCUUAG
Miscanthus lutarioriparius is the source of this 1812-nucleotide messenger RNA. The record is from the annotation of a GenBank genome assembly. Lineage: Eukaryota; Viridiplantae; Streptophyta; Magnoliopsida; Poales; Poaceae.